This is a messenger RNA of Closterium sp. Yama58-4, 8538 nucleotides long. NCBI's taxonomy places the organism in Eukaryota, Viridiplantae, Streptophyta, Zygnematophyceae, Desmidiales, Closteriaceae. The record is from the annotation of a GenBank genome assembly.
AUGUUCCGCUUCCUGUCGUCCGCCUCCGCGCGGCACAUCCGGAGAAGAAGCGAGAUCCGUGCCAGGCUCGACGCUGCAGCCACUCGAACCCUCGACUCUCUUUCGCGCUCCGUUCGCGACGCUGCUCCCGGCUUUCGCGAUGCGCGAGGCAGCUGCCAGAAUGCCAGAUUCGCGUCGACGACUUCUGCGUCCUCUGCAGCAGCGGGAGCUUCAGGUGCUCCAUCAGGUGUUUCGUCAGGAGCAGCCAAGGUGGCAGCUAAGGCGGGAGCGGAGAUUCCCUCGUUUGCCGAGUCGCUUCAAAAGAGGUUUGGAACGACGGACGGCCGAGAUUUCGUGCUGCUGACCGCGGGUCUGGCGUUGGCUGGGCUCGUUGGGGAGCGCAUUCUCUCAGACCGCCGUUCCGCUGCAGCAGCAAAGUCCCACCACCCUGCACCAUCAUCAGCACCAUCUCCAUCACCAUCAGAUGCAUCAGCAAGUUCCGAGCCUGAGGCCGCCGCGCCUGAAGCUGCCGAAGCUGAAUUGUCUCUAGGCUCGGCAGACGCAGGUCCGGAGGAGGUUAUUGUAACAGUGGUGGUGGACGAAGGGGAGAGCUCCCCGCUAGCUGACGCUGUGGAUGCUUUAGCUGACCAUCUAGCAGAGUUGGAAGCAAAGGCAGAAGAGAAAGCGAGGAACGUGGAAGCAAAGGCAGAGGAGAAAGCGAAGGGUGUGGAGGCAAAGGCUGAAGAGAAAGUGAAGGAUGUGGAAGCAAAGGCAGAGGAGAAAGCAAAGGUUGUGGGAGCUAUGGCAGAGGAGAAAGCAGAGGAGGUUCUCAAAAGCCCCGCUCUAGCUGGCGCCGUGGAUGCUGUAGCAGGCUAUGCGGCUGAACUAGAGGCGAAGGCAGAGAAGAAAGCAAAGGAUGCGGAAGCAAAGGUAGAGGAGAAAGCAGAGGAGAUUCUCAAAAACCCCGCUCUAGCUGGCGCUGUGGAUGCUGUAGCAGGCCGUGUAGCUGAAUUAGAAGCAAAGGCGGAGGAGAAAGCGGAGGAAAUCCUAAAAAACCCCGCUCUAGCUGAUGCUGUGCAUGCUGUAGCAGGCUAUGUAGCUGAACUUGAGGCAAAGGCAAAAGAGAAAGCAAAGGGUGUGGAAGCAAAGGUAGAGGAGAAAGCAAAGGAGAUUCUGGAGAGACCUCCUCUUGCUGACGCUGUAGACGUGCUGUCGAGGUACGUGGAGGAGUUAGAGGCGAAGGGAGCGGAGGUGACGAGAGAAGCGGAGGAGAAGGCAGAAGCGGUGGUGACAGCAGUGGUGAGUGAGGUGGCGAAGGCUGGGGAGAGGGCGGAGGAAGCAGGGAGAGAGGUGGGUGAAGCGGUUAGCGCGUUGGGGGAGACUUUGGCUGAGGAGGUGAAGGAGAAGGCUGGGGAGGCAGAGGAUAGUACAGAUGACUGCCCGUUUUGCCAGUUCAUGAAAGGAGGGCCGUGCAGGGAGGAGUUUAUCGCAUGGGAGGGGUGUGUGGAGGCAGCUGAAAAGGCUGGGGAGAGUAUUGUGGACCGGUGUGUGGGUCCCACAGAGGCGCUUAAGACUUGUAUGGAGGGGAAUGAGGGGUACUAUGGAGUGGUGUUGCAGGCUGAAGCGGGGAUGAAGGCUGAAGCUGCUGCUGCUGUGGCUGAAGCGAGUGCUGCUGCUGGGGAGGUGGCUUUGGUGCAAGAGGCUGCUGCUGUGGUGGAGGCAGCAGGGGAAGGAGGGGUGAAGGAGGGUGUGGAAGGGAGGAAGAGUAGGGCUGUGAUGACGGUGAACGGGAGAUUCAAGUCGACUUCUGAAGUUUGGAACUCUGUUGCCUUCCGAAGCUUGGCUCAGCUAUCAGCCUCAUUGGAAUGUUUUCAGCCCAGCAAGCCCAAGGGGGGGGGAGUGGGGAGAGAGGGGGGAGAGGAGGAGCAGAGAAGAGGGGGAGGGAUAGGGGAAGAGGAUAUGGAGGGAGAGGAGAAGGGGGGAGAGGAGAUGCGGGAAGAUGAUAAGGGAAGAAAACUGUUUGGGGAAGAGGAAUUAGGACGGAGACGAAGAGAAGGGAGAAGAGAAAGGGGAAGAAGAGAAGGGAGAAGAAGAGAACGGGAAGAGAAGGGGGAGAAGGGGACGCAGAAAGGGGAGAUGGAGGAAGAGGAGAAAAAGAAAGUGGAGAAAAAGGAAUUGGAGAAAAAGGAAGAAGUGGAGAAAAAGGAAGUGGAGAAAAAGGAAGUGGAGAAAAAGGAAGUGGAGAAAAAGGAAGAGGAGAAAAAGGAAGUGGAGAAAAAGGAAGAGGAGAAAAAGGAAGUGGAGAAAAAGGAAGUGGAGAAAAAGGAAGUGGAGAAAAAGGAAGAGGAGAAAAAGGAAGAGGAGAAAGAGGGAGAGCGGCAACAUGAGGAGGGGGCAGCAGCAGCUGGCGAAAGCAGUGCACCUAAGGGUUCUUCAACCGCUGCUCUUGAGAUUCCUGCUCCUGUGCCAGCUGUCAGACGAUCAUUGGAGAUCCAGCUCAGGUGCCUGAAGCUUCGUGGGCUGCAGAGGAAGGUUGGUUUUGAAGUGCUCGCUGAGAAGAGGAUUGCUGACUGGGCUUCGGGCGGCGCGCUGACUGGUCCUUUGGUGAACGGGCAUGCUGACGUGGCAGAUGCUGACGUGGCGCGUGCUGAGCUGGAUGAGGAGCCGGAUGUGGUCAAAGUGGUAGAAGAUGACGCCAUUGAGGUGAGAAAGAGAGAUGUUGCAGCGGCUGCAAGGGCUGCUGGUGGUGGGGCUGGUGUGAAUGGGAUUGGCGUUGGUGGGGUCCUGGAUCUGGAUUUUGAAGCUUCAGAGGCCAUUGAGGUGAGAAAGAAAGAUGUUGCAGCGGCUGCUAGGGCAGCGGGUGGUGGGCUUGGGGUUAAUGGCAUUGGCGUUGGUGGGGUCCUGGAUCUGGAUUUUGAAGCUUCAGAGGCCAUUGAGGUGAGAAAGAGAGAUGUUGCAGCGGCUGCAAGGGCUGCUGGUUGUGGGCUUGGGGUUAAUGGCAUUGGCGUUGGUGGGGUCCUGGAUCUGGAUUUUGAAGCUUCAGAGGCCAUUGAGGUGAGAAAGAGAGAUGUUGCAGCGGCUGCAAGGGCUGCUGGUGGUGGGGCUGGUGUGAAUGGGAUUGGCGUUGGUGGGGUCCUGGAUCUGGAUUUUGAAGCUUCAGAGGCCAUUGAGGUGAGAAAGAGAGAUGUUGCAGCGGCUGCAAGGGCUGCUGGUUGUGGGCUUGGGGUUAAUGGCAUUGUCGUUGGUGGGGCCCUGGAUCUGGAUUUUGAAGCUUCAGAGGCCAUUGAGGUGAGAAAGAGAGAUGUUGCAGCGGCUGCAAGGGCUGCUGGUGGUGGGGCUGGUGUGAAUGGGAUUGGCGUUGGUGGGGUCCUGGAUCUGGAUUUUGAAGCUUCAGAGGCCAUUGAGGUGAGAAAGAAAGAUGUUGCAGCGGCUGCUAGGGCAGCGGGUGGUGGGCUUGGGGUUAAUGGCAUUGGCGUUGGUGGGGUCCUGGAUCUGGAUUUUGAAGCUUCAGAGGCCAUUGAGGUGAGAAAGAGAGAUGUUGCAGCGGCUGCAAGGGCUGCUGGUUGUGGGCUUGGGGUUAAUGGCAUUGGCGUUGGUGGGGUCCUGGAUCUGGAUUUUGAAGCUUCAGAGGCCAUUGAGGUGAGAAAGAGAGAUGUUGCAGCGGCUGCAAGGGCUGCUGGUUGUGGGCUUGGGGUUAAUGGCAUUGGCGUUGGUGGGGUCCUGGAUCUGGAUUUUGAAGCUUCGGAGGCCAUUGAGGUGAGAAAGAGAGAUGUUGCAGCGGCUGCAAGGGCUGCUGGUUGUGGGCUUGGGGUUAAUGGCAUUGGCGUUGGUGGGGUCCUGGAUCUGGAUUUUGAAGCUUCAGAGGCCAUUGAGGUGAGAAAGAGAGAUGUUGCAGCGGCUGCAAGGGCUGCUGGUGGUGGGGCUGGUGUGAAUGGGAUUGGCGUUGGUGGGGUCCUGGAUCUGGAUUUUGAAGCUUCAGAGGCCAUUGAGGUGAGAAAGAAAGAUGUUGCAGCGGCUGCAAGGGCUGCUGGUUGUGGGCUUGGGGUUAAUGGCAUUGGCGUUGGUGGGGUCCUGGAUCUGGAUUUUGAAGCUUCAGAGGCCAUUGAGGCGGCUCGAAGGGCUCGUCGGGCGGCAGACUCGGUAGAAUCCGCCGCCCGGUUCUUCGCUGACGUGGCGCAGGCAGGGCGCGACAUGUCAGCUGCCAGCCUGGCGGAGCAGCGGCGGCGGAAGCAGCGCAGCGACGGCGUGCUGACGUGGCACGCGCGUCAGAAGCAGCGCGCGUCGCGCGCCGAGCGGAUGCGCGUGCAGGCACUUAAAGCCGGAGACCAAGAGGCGUAUUUCAAAUUAGUCGAGGAGAGCGUUCUUAAAAAGAUUAAGUGGCACUAUGUGAUAGUAGACGAGGGGCAUCGGCUUAAGAACCACGAAUCAGUACUUAGUAAAACGCUGGUGGCGGGUUACUCGAUCCGGAAAAGACUUUUGCUGACCGGGACGCCGAUUCAGAACAGCCUCGGGGAGCUGUGGGCGCUGCUGAAUUUUCUUCUGCCCGCGAUUUUCAACUCGAGCGAUAAUUUCGAGGACUGGUUCAACGCGCCGUUUGCGGAUAAGUGCGAUGUGACUCUGAACGAGGAGGAACAGCUUCUUGUGAUCAGACGCCUGCACCAGGUCAUCCGUCCCUUCAUUCUCCGUCGAAAGAAAUCCGAAGUCGAGAAGUUCCUGCCUCAAAAACGCCAAGUCAUCCUCAAAUGCGACAUGUCUGCCUGGCAGCGCGAAUACUACUCCCAAAUCGUCUCCGCGGACGCACUAGACCACCCAUACCAGCCGCAAUCUCCCAACGAGCGCGUCCGGGCAAGCGGAAAAUUUGAGCUGCUGGACCGGAUUCUGCCCAAGCUACAGGCUGCGGGGCACAGGAUUUUGAUGUUCUCUCAGAUGACAAAGGUGAUGGAUUUAUUGGAGGAUUACCUGAGAUCGGUCGGCAUGCUUUAUCUGCGUCUGGACGGCAUGACCAAAACAGACGAAAGAGGCCGCUUGUUACAGCUGUACAAUGCUCCGGAUUCGCCGUACUUUAUCUUCCUGCUGAGCACCCGGGCGGGCGGGCUUGGGCUGAACCUGCAGACGGCAGAUACGGUGAUUUUAUUUGAUUCUGAUUGGAACCCCCAGAUGGAUCAGCAGGCGGAGGAUCGGGCGCACAGGAUCGGGCAGAAGAGGGAGGUUCGGGUGUUUGUGCUUGUAAGCGUGGGGUCUAUAGAGGAGGAGAUUUUAGAGAGGGCGAAGAACAAGAUGGGGAUCGAUGCGAAGGUGAUUCAAGCGGGGAUGUUCAAUACGACGUCUACGGCGCAGGAGAGGAGAGAGCUGCUGGAGCAGAUAAUGAAGCGAGGGAAGAUUCCGGAUUUGGCUCCUGAUUUGCCGGAUGAGAGUGAGACGAAUCGGCUUAUAGCGAGGACGGAGGAGGAGUUUGAGAUGUUUGAGAGGAUGGAUGAGAUGCGCAGGCGGCAGUAUGGCGAAAUCGACGCUAUUAGUGGUCCUUCGCGGCGCGUAGUGAAGCACGUAAGCUUCCAGGAGCCCGAAGACCCGUACGACAUUCACCAUGACGUGGCUCAGCCUCCAGAUGACGUGGCAAAUCCUCUUACCGAGGUUGCAGGUCAAGAGUUCCCUCUCCCGGGAUUUGUCGAUUACGAAUCGGAAUCAUCUUGCGGGCGCGAAACGUCAGCCGUCGAUUUGGAAACGGGCUUCCGCGUGCGACGGUUGGAUUUCAACGCGACGCGCGAGACGCACUACGUGAUCGUGGUGCACGGAACCUUCGACGCACCACCGUCCGACGGAACCCACACGUGGUAUCAGCCCGCGGUUCCCGGCAAACACAACUUUUGUUCCAAAAUUGGCGCGCUUCUGGCGCGCGGGCCGUUAGGAGCAGACAGCGUGUGGCGGAAGCUGCCGGCCGGCUGCGCCGCGGCUGGCAGGGCUGCCGGUGGCCGGCAAGGCGCCGCGCCGUACCCUUUCCAUUGGGACGGCACGAACACGCACAAGGGGAGGGUGGAAGCUGCCGAGAAGCUCGCGUUGCUUAUAACGGAUAUUGCCUGCAGCGACCCUGCAGCGAGGAUACACAUUAUCGCUCAUUCCCAUGGGGGAAACGUGCUGCUCAAAGCAGUGGAGCUGUACAUCCGACAGUUAAGCAGCCAAUCACCAGCUGACUUGCACCCUUUGGUGGAGCAGGAGUUUUGGGCGGCGCACAGGAACGGAUACGAUUUGAUUCGCAAGUGGAGGAGUCCGAAUCAAAUCAAAUCUCGCUGGUCUGGGUGGCGGCGGUGGCUGCCCACGCCCAUCGUGUUUCAAAGUCUCCACCCCAGCACGCACAAGCACAAGAGCCAGGAGCGCUACCCCUGGGGGCGCUACCGCUGGCUCGACUCCCUCCUCGGCCUCCCUGCCACCCGUCAACGCAUCUUCCUCUCCCACCGCCUCGCCACUUCGCCUCUGUCCAACGCCCUUGGCUCCCUCGUGUUCCUUGGAACCCCUUUCUAUGUCAAGAAAUGGGACCGCGCAGGGGUGUUCCGGCUGGUGGUGGCGACGGUGCUGUCCGUUGCGGCGGUGUUUGGAGUGGUGCUGGGGUAUGUGGUGCUCUGGGAAGUGGUGGUGAUGGAGGCGGCUCACUUGGAGGUGAACCGGCUGUUACUGUGGCCUCUGGUGGUGGUGGCAAUCGUGGGUCUAUUUGGCAUCAUCAGCAUCGCCGUGCAAGCCUAUUUAUCCGCCGAGUCGUGGCUCCAACCUGCAUACUACAACGGUAACAUCUACCACGCGCCCGGUUACCACUGGUCGCCUGCCAUGUCAGCACUCGUGGUCCACGCCGGCAAAUUAGACGAAGCCAGCCUGGCACUUUCCGUCGAGCCAAUCGCGCGCGCCUACGUCUUUCCCGAGCUAAGAAACGUCAUCAAGAUAGUGAUUCUCUGGAACGCCAUUUUCCUCGUCCCCUUCGCCCUGCUCUCGCUCAUCUCCCACAUCGUAGCACCAGCACUAGUCGAGACUGUACGGAGCGUGAUUGUAACGAUCGCGUUCGGCCUUUCUCCCAACGAGCUGAGCUUCGCAAGUGUGUACGUAGAUGAAGUGUUGGACCUGCACCUGUGGUCCCACCACGUGGAGCACUGGAAUGUUCAGAAGCUUCUGGCUGAAGCUAAGACAAAUUCGUUGCAAGGGAAGCUGUUACCUGGUUACCAUGAUGAUACUGUAGAUGCGGGUGGGGGUGACAGUGAGGGAGGUGAUUUAAUCGAGGGGCUGGGUCUGGGUGGGGAGGGGGAUGAGACGCGCUGGCUUGAGGCACGUUCGUUAUUGUCACGGGGAAGGGAGAGGGGGAGGGAGGGGGAGAGGGAGGAGGAUGUUACUGGGGAGGUUAAUAUGGGGGAUGGAGGAGGAGCCUCAGGGCAUGAGAGCGAGGGGGAGGGUGGUGGUGUGGGCAAAACGGUGGGAGGUGGAGGAGGGAAGGGAGUUGAGGUGGGGGAAGCGAAGGAUGUGGGGGGGAUAAGGAGUGUCCGGGCGGUAACAUGGAAGAGAGUGGGAGGUUGUAUAGAGGAGCCUGUUUGUGACGAUUCUGUGGGGGCGGUGGGUGGUUCGGUGGCUGGUUCCGUGGGUGCUCUGGUGGGUGCUUCGGUGGGUGCUUCGGUGGGUGUAUCGAUGGGUGAUUCAGUGGGUGUCAUAGGUGCUUCGUCACUUGCAGUUUCAUCUGCGGUUGGAACUGAAGAGGACGAGGUGGGAUAUUUCCUGGAGGAGCAGGAGGACAAGGAAAAUUGCAGUAAUGAGAACAAGGAGGAGGGAGAGAAGAGAGAGCAGCAGCAGAAGCAGCAGCAGCAGAUGGAGGGGAUUGGAGAGCAGCAGCAGCAACUUCUGUACGAGUUUCUGUGGAACGAUAGGAAGCUGGAAGAGGCAGCAGCAGCAUCAGGCACGUACCGGCUGUUGCGAUCGGAGAUGAGGAGAAUGAAGAAGAACCCUCGGCUGACUGACAGAGAGUUUGUGCGGCAGAUCAAACAACUCUGCAUGAUGAUAGAGGAGCAUAUUGGAGAGCUGACGGGACGCUUCGACCUCAACCAUGGUGCUUAUUUCCGAGACCCAUGCAUCCUCGCAGUCAUCUCUCACUUCCUGCAGCACAGGGCGCUCCCCGAUUGGUCAAAGUCCCUCGAUGCAGAUCUGCUGCGCGUGCAGUCGCUGACUGAGCUCGCACAAACCGCCUCAGGGCAAGGCAAGGUGCAGGGAAGGAAUGGGCAAGGAAAUGGGGACCGGGAAGGUAGAGGGCCUAUGGGUUUUGAGUCAGGUGGGGAAGGUAUGGGAGGUGUGGCAGGAGUGGCGCGGAUAGGAGAGGAGGCGGAAGGGGAGUUGGAGGAGUUAUCAAGGCUGGGGCUACCAGUAUCAAAUCUGGGGUGCUCAAGCUCUGGAGGGGGUGGUGUGAGUACUAGUCGGACUCCUAGCAUGGUGGGGUUUCGAGGGAAGCGAAGCAAGAGUGAGAAGAAGAGGAGCAAGAGGGAGGGAAGUAUGUCUUGGUCCGGUCAGCUUUGGCUGCCCCGAGGUUUUUCCGGGUAG